Molecule: messenger RNA, 1856 nt
Organism: Rattus rattus (black rat)
Lineage: Eukaryota; Metazoa; Chordata; Mammalia; Rodentia; Muridae
Product: carbohydrate sulfotransferase 5
Exons: 1
Coding region: 10-1197 (395 amino acids)
Biological process (GO): N-acetylglucosamine metabolic process; keratan sulfate proteoglycan biosynthetic process; carbohydrate metabolic process
Cellular component (GO): Golgi membrane
Molecular function (GO): N-acetylglucosamine 6-O-sulfotransferase activity
Source: RefSeq, a predicted model, not a curated record
GCCAGAGGCAUGCGGCUACCCCGCUUCUCCAGCACUGUAGUGCUUUCGCUCCUGAUAGUGCAGACCGGCAUCCUGGUCUUCCUGGUCUCCCGGCAAAUGCCAUCGUCCCCAGCAGGCCGUGGGGAGCAUGUGCAUGUGCUGGUGCUGUCCUCCUGGCGCUCCGGCUCGUCUUUCGUGGGCCAGCUCUUCAGCCAACACCCGGAUGUCUUCUACCUGAUGGAGCCAGCUUGGCACGUGUGGGAUGCGUUGUCGCAGGCCAGUGCCCCCGCGCUCCACAUGGCCGUGCGCGACCUGAUCCGUUCGGUGUUCCUCUGCGACAUGGACGUGUUCGAUGCCUACCUGCCCUGGCGCCGCAAUAUCUCGGAUCUUUUCCAGUGGGCAGUGAGCCGCGCGUUGUGCUCGCCUCCGGUCUGCGACGCCUUCGCUCGGGGCAACAUUAGCAGCGAGGAGGUGUGUAAGCCUCUGUGUGCAACGCGGCCCUUCGGCCUGGCUCAGGAAGCCUGCAGCUCCUACAGCCACGUAGUGCUCAAGGAGGUGCGCUUCUUCAACCUGCAGGUGCUCUACCCGCUGCUCAGCGACCCUGCGCUCAACCUGCGCAUCGUGCACCUAGUACGCGACCCGCGGGCCGUGCUACGUUCCCGAGAGCAGACAGCCAAGGCGCUGGCACGGGACAAUGGCAUCGUCCUGGGUACCAACGGCACGUGGGUGGAGGCGGACCCCCGGCUGCGCGUGGUCAGCGAGGUGUGCCGCAGCCAUGUGCGCAUCGCAGAGGUAGCAUUGCACAAGCCGCCGCCCUUCUUGCAAGAUCGCUACCGCCUGGUGCGCUAUGAAGACCUGGCCCGAGACCCGCUCACCGUAAUCCGUGAACUCUAUGCCUUCACUGGCCUGGGUCUCACGCCGCAGCUCCAGACUUGGAUUUACAACAUCACCCAUGGCUCGGGGCCAGGCGCACGCCGUGAGGCCUUCAAGACCACAUCCAGGGAUGCGCUCAGUGUAUCCCAGGCCUGGCGCCACACAUUGCCCUUUGCCAAGAUUCGCCGGGUCCAGGAGCUGUGCGCGGGUGCACUGCAGCUGCUCGGUUACCGGCCUGUGCACUCGGAGCUUGAGCAACGGGACCUCUCUCUGGACCUCCUGCUGCCACGAGGCAUGGACAGUUUCAAGUGGGCGUCGUCCACGGAUAAGCAACCGGAAUCUUAGAAUUUUAGCGGAGAGAGCCAGCUCUGACAUUAGGGUCUAUUGGAGUAUGAUAAAGGGCUUGGAGAACUCAAAAGCAAGUGACCGGAAGUGGGAGUGGUCUUGCCCUGUAUCAGGAAAGGAUGGAGUCCAAAUCCCACAUUUCUUUUUGUCCAGAUUAUAGUUUUCCUUUGGGUUGGUCCUUUAGGAUUUGGAUUCCCAUCAAGUACUGUCGAUGGAAAGUGAAAGCUGUCCACUUCCUGAGGUCACAGAGGCAGCCAGACACCUACUGAAGCACUUCCUUUCUCUUUGACUUUCUCCCCUCUUUGGUCAUACCAGGUCUGGUGAGGAGUGGAGGAAGGGCGCUGCUAUGGGGUGGCUCCUAAAAUUUGUGCACCUGCCCCUCAUUGGCUCGCCCUGAACUCUGCCCAUCUCUGUGCCCUAGCCUCCCAAUCCAUGAAAGACUUGGACAGUUAUGUGCACGGUCAAGGAGGAAUCGGAGAGGAUGCCUCUGUAGUUUCCCCUUAGAUUCUCUACCUGACCUUCUAGGAGGGAGACUUGGCGUAUACCCCAUGCCUGAGGACGACGGCUUUUUAAUGAACCUUUGGUUUGUCCUGAGAUGAAAGAUCCUAAUUAUGGAAAUAAACAUCAUAAAUACGCUGCGUGAUCCAGAUUAGAGCCUA